UCCGCUUCACACCGCAUUCGUAAACAAAGACAAUGAAAGCUCCUCGACGGCUGAAGUUUUUCGAGCCAGAUAGUUUUUCGCCGUCGAGUCGAGCGCACGAACGCUAAACAAAUUUAAAAACUAAUAGUGCUUAAAGCGUAUUGUGUAAAACCCGCCGCGUCUCAGCGCUGUCUCGCUCUGGCACACACGCAAAUACCGACACACAAACACACACACACGCGGCAAUAUACAUACCUGUCCGAGAGCAAACGAAAGCGGUGCAAAGAAAAUCGGGAAAAUAGGCUCUGAAAAAUCACUCGAAUUUCGAAACGCAGAUUAAUCUACGUUCGCCGUUUGCUCGAAAAGUGUAGUGUUUAAAUCAGUUAAUUUAAAAGGCUGGGAAAACAAAGCUGUAGCUUAAAACCCUGAAGAAGAAACAUCUGGGCGCGAAAAAAUCGAUUCAGGGCGAUGUAAUAUUGCCAAAUUUACCGUACCUCGGCUGCAAUCAACAAUUUUGACAGCAACAAAAACUAGGCGGACAGGGAGAGGCGGCAGAUAAGUGCAACAGAGAAAGGUAGCUAGCGGCGAAUUACGUGUGAUAGUAAAAAUAUAAAUAAAAGCGAGAAGCGCAACAACCCGGGCUUAGUCAUCCGUGCGAGAUAAAGAGAUAAAACUGCAAGCCUGGUGUCUGGUGCCUGGUAUCUGCCAGAUACAAAACAGAUCUGGAAAACCCCUCCAGCAGAGCAAAAGGAACUCGCCAAAUCGGAAACGUAAUUACAACACUGCAGCGGCAGCGGCAGCAACAACAACAACAACACGGCUACGCCUACGACACGCCAGUGAUUACAAUAACAAAAGAUUGAGCUUUUGUUGUAGCUUGUGGCCUUUGAAUUUGGUUGCUCACCUCCAUCGGCAUCUGAAAUUGGGCAUUCACAAAGCGGCUUAAAUACGCGGUUAACCAACGGCGGCUGUGUAGCACUGGAAUCUGCAAGUGGCACACCUGUUUGGCCACGGGUCAGAGUGGAGCGUGGAGAGCGGACAGUGGAGAGCUGAAAGCCAAUUGGAGCACGAGCACCAUCGUUGCAAUCACAUCUCGCCAUGUCUCGACUCACCGAGGAAAUGGUGAUUGCGCGGGCCAAGCAGUCCGAUCUUGGCCUGAUCAAAAAGCUUAAUUGCUGGGGAAGUGAUCUCAGCGAUGUGUCCAUCAUCAAGCGAAUGCGUGGAGUGGAAGUUCUAGCGCUGAGCGUGAACAAGAUCAGCACACUGUCCCCCUUCGAAGAGUGCCAGAAGCUGCAGGAGUUGUAUCUGCGCAAGAAUAAUAUCUCGGACAUCAACGAGAUAGCCUACCUGCAGAAUCUGCCGGCCCUUCGCUACCUCUGGCUGGAGGAGAAUCCCUGCUGCGAUCAAACAGCCAACUAUCGCGCCGUUGUCUUACGCGCCCUGCCCAACCUCAAGAAGCUGGACAAUGUGGAGGUCACUCAGGAGGAGGUGGACGAGGCCUUGCGUGGCGGCGGUGGCCCUGUUGCCGAGGAUGAAGUGUAUGAGGAUGCCUACCAACAGCAGCAUCAGCAGCAGACGCAGCCGCAACAGAUGCCGCAACAGCAGCAGCAGCACAGCUACCCGCAACACUCUCCGCCAACGCAGCAGCAACAGUAUCACCAGCAGCAGCAGCAGCAACCGCAGCAGCAGCAUCAGCGGCGCAGCUCCAGUCCCAUGAAAGAGCCGCCGCCGCCGCAGUUAGCCAGUCCGCUGGCCAACAACAGCAGCGAAGGGACCAUCACCCAUAGUGCCAGCGAUCUCUACGGCAGCCAGAUGCAGCAGGCACAGCCGCCGCUGCAUGGCUCCAAGCCCCCCACACCCACCAAGGAACCCGUGCAUCCGCCAUCGCCCAUGUAUAACAAUUUAACCAAAGAGCAGCGCACCUACCACCAGUACGACCGCUCGCCGGGCUCCGACCAGGAGAGUAGCCCCCAGAUGGGCGGCUACAGGGAGGUGCGGCAAACGCCGCUGCCGCCCAGCAUCUCCACGCACUCGAUGAAGGAAUACUAUCAGUCGGAUCGACCUGCUGGCUACCCGGCGCAUUAUCGCCACAGCCAGACUGACCUCACCGAAUGGGAGGAGCACCAGCAAGCGCCACAGGUGCACCACAAUCCCUAUGGCAGCCAAAUGCAGCUGCAUCACCAAACGCAGCGACGCAGCGAACCCACUUACCGGAAUGGCAGCGCUCGGGAGAAUGGCGGCGAGUGGGAGCCGGAGGACAGGCCCAGGUCGAGGCGACCCGAGGGUCGUUUUAGUGACUCGACAAAUACUCUUUCGGCCUCCGUGGUGAAUCACUAUGCGGGCUUCCAUCGCAGGCCCAUUAAUAGGACAUCCAAUCUGCUAUCCGCCUCGCUGUGUUUGGUGAAAGAGCUGGACUACGCCAGUCUCGAGGUGCUGGAGCACGCUGUGCGGUGUCGCAUCGAUGAGUUGGCGGGCGAAUGAUGAAGACGGCUCUCUAAUCGCAUGUCGAUUAGCUAAUAUCCACACUAAGCGAAAGCAAAAAAAGACCAGGAGAAAGACGGAAGCGGGGAGUGAGGCGCAAACUGCAGCUGAUAUUAUUAUACUAACGUCUUAAGCAUCAAAUGGAAAAGCAGAUACUUACCGAAUAACGAAAACGAUUCAUACUUGCCAAUUUGUAAACUGUCAUAGUGUAACUAGCGUCUUUUUGUAAGCAUUUUGUCACUUAAUGAACCAUGCUGACGGCUUCAGAAGAGCGUGGGAAGAACGAAUAAUAGACUAUAGCCUAAAGUCUAAGUUGAUUUCCGCCUAAUUGAACCCAGAUCCCGUUCAGUUGUGCACAGACCACUACAAACUAGCCUUCUUUUGUACUUAACUUGCGAGGAUCGAACUAACUAACGAACUAACGGCGCCCAAGGCGCCAGGCACAAUGAAUCUUCCUUGUCUGUUUUUUGUUUGAAGUGAGCUUAGUUCAAAUUGAUAUAUGAUUAUAUAUUAAAAUUGAAGCUAGGAUUUGCACAGUGCUGCUAAACUUCAAUUUUAAUAUAUAGUAUACUUUAUAUUUAACCCAAGGACUUUGUUAAAUAUUUGUACACAAGCUAAAACUUAAUUUUAAUAUAAAUUUACCUAUGUAUAAUGCAAUGAACACGUCCAGUUUAUGUUUGCCGUUCUCUAUUUAACGAUUACGUUGGAAACUACUAUGCAAAAAAUAAACCAAUUAACAUUA
Molecule: messenger RNA, 3202 nt
Organism: Drosophila kikkawai
Lineage: Eukaryota; Metazoa; Arthropoda; Insecta; Diptera; Drosophilidae
Product: cilia- and flagella-associated protein 410
Biological process (GO): cytoskeleton organization
Molecular function (GO): protein binding
Source: RefSeq, a predicted model, not a curated record